Messenger RNA from Manihot esculenta (cassava), 2911 nucleotides. RefSeq lists its product as uncharacterized. Bases 2148 to 2792 code for a protein of 214 amino acids. The record is from RefSeq and is a predicted model, not a curated record. The transcript has 2 exons. NCBI's taxonomy places the organism in Eukaryota, Viridiplantae, Streptophyta, Magnoliopsida, Malpighiales, Euphorbiaceae.
GACGCGUUUUGCUCCAGAAAAUACGCCCUCGCUGUUAUCAAUUCUUGAACGAGCAUCAUUAAAUGAAGGCAAUAAUUUUUUGGGGGGGGAUCUCGAAGACUCACCACCUAAGUUUUCUGAAUUUCAAAAUUCUCUUAGGUCUAUAAAAACCUUCCUUGGAACAUUUUGAAUGACUUUGGAAUUUCUGAGUUUUCUCUUCGCUACUUCAAAUUUUCUCCUUCUUCAAUUCUUCUUUUACGAACUUUCUUGCUUCAGAUACGUCUUCCCUUCUUAUGGCUCCCUUAGGAUUUUUCCCCGUAGAGGGGGUUGCAGUUAAAUGUCACCCCAGAACAAUCUUCGAGAAGCCAUUCCCGUAGAGUUGCUUCACACGGAUUCUUACCAUAUCAGGGCUCCACACUCCUUUGAAAGAAUCACUCUGUUCUCUUCUCCUCCUCCUCCUAGGCUAGUUGAUGCUCAGUAUGGCAAAAAGCUUGUCUUCUUCUUAAAACAGUUUAACUAUGGCUUAUCCUUUCCUUUUUCUUGCUUCUUCUUCGAGAUUUUUCAAUUCUACCAAGUGUCUCCUUAGAUGGUGACCCUUAAUUCCAUCUUAUUUAUAUGUGCUUUUGAGGCGGUGUGUUAGGGAUGAGGAUUCAGGCCAACCAUAUGCCUCUUUAGGUCUCUUCUUAAGAUCCUCAAAUCAAACAAUGUGUUUUGCAACUUUAGUGGCUACAUGGGCUUGUCUAGUUUCACAGGUCAUAAGGAUUCCAUCCACUACUGAGUUGAGAGCUUCGCUGUUGUUCGUUUGAGGGGAGAGCAGAUUUGGGGUUUGACUUAUCUUGGGAGGAUGUCAAUUCUAGGUGUAAUAUUUUUCCUUUCUUGUCUAAGUGGGAGCAAUUUUAUUUUGCUCGUUUGACCUCCUUCCCUUACAAGUACGACAUUUUCAAAUGUCUGCAACUCCCUCUCAGGGGCAAUUGUUAUGCUAUUGGUAUAUAUUGACUGAUUUUUUUCAUUUUGUUUGGUUCUUACUUUCUUGACUAAAAUUUUUAUUUUUAUGGUUUGCAACCUGUGAGAUUCCAAUAGGUGAGACUACGAUACCCCAAAAUUUCACAUUGUCUAGGAACUUUGUCAAGCAGGCUGUCGAGCAAUUUACUGCCUAUAAGACCAUGGAGGUCAUUCAUGAUGCCUUUGGUUUGGAUCUUCAUCAAGGGGAGAGUGUGCGACCUGUAGUGAUCAUGGGACCUCCCCUAAAUAUAGCUACUGAGCGGAAUGUUGUGGAGACUGCGAAGGAGAUAGGUGCUGGAAAAAGAGUUGAAGCAGGGGGUGUCCAGUAAGUGUCUCAUGAAGGGGGUGACUCUUGCUGCCCCCUUGAUCCCUCUACUAUCCAUGUUCUCCCAUCUAACCACUCCUUAAAAGGAAAGGAUGAGAUUUCCAGUGGCCUAGUGAGGAAAAAUUCUCAAGCCACCUCAAAAGAAGAGAAGGAGGUUGGUUAAAGAGUCUCAGCUACCCAAAUCUCUAGGCGGGGGAGUCUCCUCAGUCAGUCGCACAAAAAGCACUCCUGACACGGUAAGGGGAGAUAAAGGGAGUCUGUCUACAGCCGUCAGCAUGAAGUUCUCUCAAUCCUUGAUUCCCCAUGAUUCUGGGGUUGCUUAUACUCUGAACUAGGAAUCGACUCCUACUUUUAUUGCAGAGCUUCUUUGCAACCAUGUUUUGGGUCUUCUGCUGAUAUCAGUGAUCCUCGGUUCUUAGAGACUGUCUGUCAUCUGGUUAAAUUUAGUGCCCAGUCGAGGGCUAGCAGCUCAAAGUCUAUUGAAGAGCUCUUUGCUGACUCUAAAAGACAUGCUCUCUUGGUACUCAGUGCCCUUAUCGAGUUGGAGGAGAAGAUGAAAAGUGCUCAGGGGGCUGCCUGUGCCGAAAUUGAGAGACUUAAACGUGAGGAGGUUGCCUGUGUUGUCGCUUUGAAAGGAGAGCACGAGGCAAAGGUAAGGAGACUGAAUAAGCUACUUGAGUAGAGUCAUCUCCAGAAUGAUCAUGCUGCCCAACUAGAGAGUCAAUUAAUUAAGGAGCAGCUUGAAGCGACAGCUCAGUUGUCUCAGGUUCAUGCUGAUGCAGAGUUGAAGUUUAAAGGCUUUCUUUCGUGUACCUCUCAUCUUAAGGGUGAGCUUUUGAAGAUGUUUGAAGAUUUGAAGCAAGCUCAUCAUCACUUGGAGAAGUCUCGAGAGGAUGCUCGCGCCAAUGUAGCUGUGAAGAAUCAGUACAAAUUGGAGGUAAUUGAGCUCUUUGCCUGUUGCAAAGAAUAUGAGGUGGCCAUAAUGGAUAUGUGCAAGAAAAAUGAGGGGGUCAUUAGGACUAUGUAUCAGAAAUAUUUGCAGUCUAAUGAGCACCAGUCCAAAAUUCUCAACUCUACUAUGCAUUUUUAUGCUAGCAGUUAUAAUUUGGGAUUGAAGGCCGAUCGUGACGAGCUGAACAAGCCUCUUAGUUCUCUUCGACUAGCUGAGUGUGAUUCUGAUGGUGAGAACAUGCUAUAUAGUCCUAACGACUUGCCAAUUAAGAAGCCUGCCAAGACCCCUGUCUCAAAGACCUUGGCUUCCAAAGCUCCUACCACCUCUUCACAGAGUAUUUCAGGGAAGCGUAGUGAUCCAACCGGUCAGAUGACUAUUAAUCCCCUUAUUCCAGAGGCUGUAGAUGCCCAAGUUUCUCCCUCAAGAGAUGUUAUUUUUGCAGACCCGACAGUUGGGACUGCUCAUGCCAUUCCUGCCAUCUCCGGAAUUGAGCCUGACUUGGCUAGUGAACUUGCUUCCUCUGGGAAAGGUUGAGAGUAUUUUCUUAUUUGUGAAUAUGUAGCAGGGGUGUCUUGCCUUACCCUUAUUAGCAUAUGGCUUUUAGUCUUUGUAACACAUCUUUUUAUUAAUGGAAGUCAUUUCUUAGUUUGCAA